AUGGAUGUUGCACGAGGCAUCUUGGUGAAAAUGCCCGUAAAAUUUUUCAUUGUGGAGCUUUUCUUGGACAUUAUUACCAUGCAACAAAAGCAUAUCGGCCAUUUUGAACAAAUCCGAAUUAUCAAUGCGGAGGUCGCUGAUUAUCUUGAGAAUAUUGGGUUUCACAAAUGGAGUAGAGCAUAUUUUCCAGGAAACAGAUAUGAUGUAUUGACCUCAAAUAUUGCUGAGUCUGUUAAUGCAAUGUUCAAUGAAGCAAGAGAAUUUCCUAUUAUUGCCUUGUUCAAUGAUAUAAGCAAGAGAUGGUUGGAAAAAUUUCAUGAGAGAAGAAUGGCAUACGCCAAGUUAAAAACCACCUUCGUUCCUUCAGCUGAAACUAAAAUAAUGGCUAAUAAGAAUCUGGGAAAUAAAUUAUUGGUCCAUCAAAUUGAUGAAGACACCUUCAGCGUCACCGCGGACAAUGGAAUCGCAAUGGUCCAUCUUCGAAGUAAAAUAUGUUCGUGUCGAGAGUUUGACUUGGAUAAAAUACCCUAUCAACAUGCUAUGGCUGCGCUCAGACAUAAAUUUGGAGAUGAAUAUGGCAAGAUGAUUUAUGAGUACUCUUCUCCGUAUUAUAAGAUAGAGUCAUAUAUACUUGCAUAUGCAGAUCCAAUCUAUCCAGUGCCAGCUGAAGAAUUUUGGAAUCUUCCUCUGGAAAUUUUAGAGAGAGUAAUACCUCCACCUAAAAAGAAAACUAAACUGGGAAGAAAGCGGCUGAAACGAGUACCUACUUUAGGAGAAGUGGUUUCAAAGAAAAGAAAUAAAUGCUCUCUAUGUAAAAGAUUUGGCCACAAAAAAACUUCAUGUCCUACGAGAUCGAAUGAAGUUGCAGGAACAAGUAAUGGUGUAGUUUCAUGA
Solanum stenotomum is the source of this 894-nucleotide messenger RNA. RefSeq lists its product as uncharacterized. Gene Ontology annotation, molecular function: nucleic acid binding; zinc ion binding. The transcript is spliced from 2 exons. NCBI's taxonomy places the organism in Eukaryota, Viridiplantae, Streptophyta, Magnoliopsida, Solanales, Solanaceae. The record is from RefSeq and is a predicted model, not a curated record. Bases 1 to 894 code for a protein of 297 amino acids.